UUCUCGGAUUUCCUCGAGUUCGUGGGCGCGUCGUGCAUCACGCUUAUCAGCACCCUGCCGCCCAUUGUCUUCCUGCUGAAGAAGCUGUGGAACGAGAUCCCGAUCUGGGAGAAGGUGCCGGCGCCGAUCGUGGUCAUCAUCUGCAGCUUCCUGGGCUGCUACGUGACGUACACGUCGGGCAAGGCCCUGUUCGCGCCGACGACCUCGGACACGUCGUUCCCCUACUGCGACAGCGAAUACGAGAACGAGGUGUACUACAAUUACACCGCCGUUCACGGCGCGUGA
Phytophthora sojae is the source of this 285-nucleotide messenger RNA. RefSeq lists its product as hypothetical. The annotation marks the transcript as partial. NCBI's taxonomy places the organism in Eukaryota, Oomycota, Peronosporomycetes, Peronosporales, Peronosporaceae. The record is from RefSeq and is a predicted model, not a curated record. The transcript has a single exon.